UUUACGCAUGUCUGUUGACGGAUGUAAACUUCCGGUAUCGAAUUUGCCGGAUGGAAAAAAAAACGUCUGUGAUCACAAAAAUUCACAUUUACUUCUAAUGAGUGGAUUUUAAAAAUAUGUACAGUUUUGAAGAAUACGAUGCAGAUGAUGAAGUUCAUAAAUAUCAGCGCUCGAUAAGAGAUAGAGCCAAUGACAGCAUAAAUGAGUUGAAAGAAUCACUACAUGCAACACCAAGAAGAAACCUUUCUCCUCCUAGAAGUGCAAAGUCUCCUACCCAUGGCUCAGCAAGACAUGGUUCUCCAAUUAAAGCUAAAGAUGAUUUGAUAAAAGCUGUUCAUCCUAGAACAUUGACAUGGCAUGACCUGGAAAAUCGUCCACCAAAAUAUCGAGAUGCUGCUCAACAACUUCGUCAAAUGUUACAAGAUAAGGAGGUCCCAGAAAAAGAGAACUCCAUACCACGUGGACCUCUUCCAACUGCAGAAGAAGCAGCACAGAUAUUACAGAAUCAAGUUGGCUAUACCAAUCAACUUGAAGCGGAAAACAGAUAUAUUAAGGAAGAGUUGGCGGUUUUACAACUAAAAUUAUCAGAAAUACUAGAAGAAAAUAAGAAUCUUCAUCAAGAAUUAAAAACAACAGUUAUACAUGAGAUCAUCAGGGAAGGUGGUGAUAUUAAUAAGUUAACUGGAGCUUUAGAUGACGUUGUUAAAGAUGUUAUUAAUACAGGAAUGUCUCGUACCGACUAUAAAAGAUGGCAAAUUGAACUGGAAAGAUUGAGUUCCUUGCAUGCUGCAAAAACAGAACGGUUAGAAACACAGUUACUACAUGCAAGAAAUGAAGUCCAUAAAUAUGAACAGACUGUUGAAGAUUUGAAAUCUCAGAUUAGAAUGCAUGAUACAAUACCAACACAUGAAAAUGGUUUGAUAGUUAAUACUUUUCUCUCUGAUACACAGAGAAAUUUUCAUCAACAAGCUAUUGAUAGAAUUACAAAAGAGAGAGAUGAAUUAAUGGAACAUUGUAUGAGUUUAAAAACUAGAUUAACAGAUAUGACGAGAAGAGAAGAAGAAGCUUAUCAACAGAUGAAGAAAGGAAUAGAAUUAGUAGAACAAGCUCAAUUAGAACAAACAGAGGCUUUAGUACAGAAAGAACAGUUUGCUGAUGAGUUAAGUAAUAUGAGAGAUAGAUUUGAAGCUCAUGUAACAGAUACACAUCGUAAGAUGGAAAUGGAGAGACAAUCUGCUAGAAAUGAAAAUAAAGCUAUCAUAGAUGAUUUAAAUAAAAAGUUAAAAGAAGUAACAGAACAUUAUACUGUAUUACAACAUGAAAUGGAGAGAACCGAGAGACAGAAAACAUCUUUAUCUAAUGAACUUGAUGAAAUCAAGGCAGAACUUAGAAAAUGUGAUAGAGAAGUUACAAUGAUGUCUGAGAUGUAUAGAACGGAAACAACUAGUACAUCUAUACAUAGAUCAACAGCUGUACAAGAUGCUGCCAAGAUGAGAUGUCAACUUGAUCAAUUACAUAAACAAAAUGAUGAGGAAAAGAGUAGAAAGAAGACAGAAAUUGAUGAAUUACGCAGACGUUUAAAUACCGCUGAAAGAGAAUUAGUAAACGCUAAAGAAGAGUGUAUUCAUCUAACAACUAAUACUCAAGCUUUAGAACGAGAAUUACAUUUAGCCAAACUAUCACGCCACAGUGUAGAACAAGGUAGAAGUGAAGAUAUGAAGGCUGUAUCUAAACAAGCUAAACAACGAGAAAAUGAAUUAAAUAGUGUUAUUGCUGAAAUGGAGGAUAAAAAUUCUCAAGUGCAUGCAGAAAUGGAUACUAUGCUGAAUAAACAGAAUAGACUGAUUCUUAAAUUACGAGAUGAAUGUAGAAAACAGGCCACUCAACUGGAUAAAAUGACCAAAAAACACCGAUCUGAAGUUGGUAAAUUAUCGCGUGAAAAUGAAGAAAUGAGACUGAGAUUAGAACGUAGUGUAGCUAGACUAUCAACAUUAGAUGAUCAAUCAGAUCAACAUGCUCAAGUUCAUGAUAAAAUGUCUGAACGGUUAAAGAUGAUGGAUGAACAUGCCCAACAUCAGUCACAACAGUUAAUUCAGAUUCUCGCCAAACAGACGCGUUUAAUGAGAGAUCGACAGUUAUUAGCUCGUGAAUUAGACUUUUUACGAUCACAGAUUGGUCAGUUAGAUAAAUAUAAUACAGUUAAACUGAGUUCAUCUUGUGUUGCCUUGGUAAAUGAAAUAUUGGAUGGUAUCAGUAAAGAAGAAAGACUUGGUGGUGGAUUAACAAUCGACUCAGAAUUUAUUCGACCAACAGCUUCCUCAGAUCAAGUUGAUAUUGAUGAAUUAAUGUAAAAGUUAAAAGAGAAAAAUUAAUUUAAAUUAAGAGUAACUAUUUACGUUGAAUGAAGAUGAUCAAUAAGGCAAUGUUUUACUGUUUUAACACCAGACAUUCCAUGGAGUUUAUUUCACAAAUUUAAAUCCUGUUGAAAUUAUGGCUAAUGAAAACAGGCAUAUGCCAUACAGUGGUGUGCUGUAAGGGAAAGUUUGUCAGGACAGCGGUGCUACAGACUACUCUUUUUUUCGGAUUCCAACUGUCAAGAGUUGUUUUAUGUGCACUCAAUAUGUACUCAUGACCUGGGUUUUUCAUACCAUCCGAACAACUAUGUCCCUUGUUAGACCCUCCAUCUUACACCACUGACAAGGGGUGACACUAUGAAGUAGGACACAUUUAUUUCCCCUCAUUUCAGUACCUAUGAAGAUAGUACCAGCUAUUUAUAGAUAAUUCUUUCUCCGAUUUCUCUGUCAUGGAAGCAGGUGUUAGACACCUACAAGCAAUCUUAUACAUGUAUCUGCCCUUUUACAUGCCAAUAGAAUCAAUAAAAAAGCUUUGAGUUUUUGACAGAUUUUGCUUGAUAUUGAUAAUUUUAUGAUGGACAGAUAAGAAUGCAAAUAGCUUGAUCUUUCACUAGGACAAUUCACAAAAGCACUGUUUUAAUCUGGGAUUCUGUUUCCAAAUUUUGCAUGUAGGCAUUUAUAGUUGGGGUUAAAAGAGGCCAGAGUUAUGUCACCAGAAUUCGUCCACUUCAGUAAAUAUGGUCAUUAAGCUUCCAUUCAUUUAUUGGACUUUAAUUACAAAUAUUUCUUAGGUCAUUAUGUAGCAUAUCGUGUUCUGAAUAAUGUCUAUGAUUAGUAUAAAAAAAGUAAGUGCACCUUGCUAUUUUCCAUAUUUAAUUCUUGUACCUGAAUCAAGUUCAUGUCAGUAACAUUUCUGAAUAAUUACAUUGUACGAUAGAAAAUGAAAUCAAAAUGUUCAUGAUAAGUAAACACUGUUUGUUUUCUUUAUAAAAUGCUAUUUUAAAAUUACAUCGGUUGUUUAAUCACUUGUAAAAAGUCAUGGCCACUUCUGCGUAUUACCAGGUCUGUCAUUUGCUUACUUGAUUUUGACUUGUAUUUCAAUCCAUUUUACUAGUGCUUGAUUAAUGUAAAGGCUGUUGUUAAUGUGUAAUUAAACACAUUGAUCAGAGUAUUAAAGAAAAGCCUUAAAAAAAAAUGAACCAGCUUGCACAAAAAAUAAAUCAGAUUUAUUGUUAAUAUAUUUCACUAAGAUGGCAGUUUGAAACCUGUGUUUAAGUUUAAAAUUUAUUUUUGAACCAAAAAUUUUUUUUUUUAAUAUAAGUAAAUCUGAUUGUGCAUAGUCUCAAACUUUAUUUGGACUCUUUAUUCAGGUAUGUUGAGGUAAACAUAAUUAUUAAAUCCAUACAUUCAGGAUAUAUUUGAAAAUUUUAUUGCAUAAAUAUUUACAAAAUAAAGCAACAUCUAUAAAACCCCUAAAAUAAUGUGUCUAUAUGGUUAUAUCACAAUAUCAGCUCCUUCUUUAAAUAUACAAAAGUGUACUAUAAAUACUCUUAUCUAUACAGUUUUGUCAAAUGAUUUCUAUGUAUAUGUUUAUGAAUGUGUAUAAAUAAGUGAAAUUGCCGUCUAUACUGUGAUAUUUAUUGUAUUUAUGUUUUUAUUUAUUAUAUUCUAUUAUAUACAU
Messenger RNA from Patella vulgata (common limpet), 4035 nucleotides. RefSeq names its product serologically defined colon cancer antigen 8 homolog. Lineage: Eukaryota; Metazoa; Mollusca; Gastropoda; Patellidae. Gene Ontology annotation, cellular component: centrosome; centriole. The coding region runs from base 117 to 2351 and encodes 744 amino acids. The transcript has 16 exons. The record is from RefSeq and is a predicted model, not a curated record. Gene Ontology annotation, biological process: establishment of cell polarity; tube formation; neuron migration.